Molecule: messenger RNA, 970 nt
Organism: Paecilomyces variotii
Lineage: Eukaryota; Fungi; Ascomycota; Eurotiomycetes; Eurotiales; Thermoascaceae
Exons: 3
Coding region: 191-712 (173 amino acids)
Source: RefSeq, a predicted model, not a curated record
CUCAUGUUUCUCGGCGGUUAUUGUUGUUGCACUAGAUGUCACGUGACAUUGGUCUUAUCCACAGUUAGCUAGCUAGAGAGAAUUAAUCAUCUUCAUCCACCCCAAGAUAGGCCACCCUGACACUGCCAUCUCCCAACAGACCGAAUUACUCCAAGCAUUCUAUCCAAUCUUUCUGUUUCAAUCUAUCAAGAUGUCUAUCAACAGAUUCAUUCAGUCUUUCACUCAGGUCCCAAAGGAGCUGUUCCGCCUGAACACAGGGGCUACUGUUCGCCUCCGCGCUCAGCCAGGCCCUGUGCGACCGAAACGCAGCUUCGAUCUUCUUACAACCGCAGGAAAGGUUCAACCUAAGGCUCUCAAUCCGGCUACUUAUGAAUGGCCAAACGGUGCUUCCAUGCGCCCCAACUCUGAAAUACAGCAGAAUCUCGUUCGCACUUUCCGGGGCUCUUCGAUCUAUGUCUACGCCAUUCCAGCAGGUUCGUCCCCUAACUUUCCUGAAGCCUCUGGUCUUUAUUCAUCCGAUACCUGUACAGGGACUGUUUUGCCUGACGAUCUCAUUCUCGUCCACGAGUUUGGCGACCAUUACUCAUUGCAAGCCCGAGAGGAGAUGACAGUGGAAGAACUGAACUCAAAGAUCAAUGAUUUUCUGACCACCAAGGGGCAGCGAUUCACCAAGGACGAAUGGCUGCAGCGGUACCCUCAGGCAACUGAGUAAGCUUUACCUGAAGGAUGUUUCCUUGUGAAGCAAUCAUGUCCGCAUUUCUAUUGGCCGGAGAGAUACGGUCAACGGGAACAAUUAUCUAGUUGUAGGCUGGCUAUCAAUUGAUACGUAGGAUGAUUCUUCUUGACUCAAGAUCUUUUGGUCCGUAGCGGUAGCCCAGUGCAAUUAUCUUACACUAGACUAACCGAGGGGAUAAAGCGGCAAUUGUGUUCCUGGCGGUUAUUCUGUCUUGGCUUCACCUGCCCAAUCAGA